AUGACAGCAUUAUCGCAAUCUCGAAAUUAUUUUAAUUUAUCAUUAAAAACCAAAUUAUUAUUUGGUCUCAUUUUUUAUAUUGGACAAUUGAAUGACACACAUCCUGCAUUGUAUGAUCGUUAUUUAUCAUUAACAGUAAAUAACGGAUAUGUGGAAUUUUCAUAUAAAUUACAGAGUAACAGAAAUGCAAUUAUUCUCAAAUCUAAACAGCGAAUUGAUGAUGGACAAUGGCAUCGAAUUGAAAUAAGAAGAAUUGCUCGUUAUGCAACGUUGAAAAUUGACAAUGAAAAUCUUAUACAAAAAAUUGCCCGUAAUAUAAAAAGAUCAAGUAAUUUAACGUUUGAUUCAGAUGGUUAUUUAUAUAUGGGCGGUUAUCGUCGAUUAUGUGUACAUUAUCCAGAACACUAUUGUCAACCAUUUCAAGGUUGUAUACAAAGUUUUCGAAUUGAUAAACGUCAUUUAAAUAUGAUUCAAGAUGAAAAAAGCAUUUAUACUCUAAAUAAAAGACAAACAAUUCGAACAUGUGAAAUAUAG
Didymodactylos carnosus is the source of this 534-nucleotide messenger RNA. The record is from the annotation of a GenBank genome assembly. Lineage: Eukaryota; Metazoa; Rotifera; Eurotatoria; Philodinida; Philodinidae.